AUAUACCGUCAUGUCGAUCAACAUGGCUAUGUGAAGGAUCUGGAUGACAUGAAGGGUCUGGGAGACAUGAUCAACGGAAUGCUGCUGUGCAAAAGUCGGUUCUGGAUAAUCGCGAGAAUCCGUUAUGAAGAAAGCUGGUUUGGUGAGCUACUGGGUCACCUCGAAUCAGGAGCCAAUCUGUGUCAAAAUUCUACGCGAGGAUGUCGAAGUCCUCCGUCAAGCCUUCAGCGGGUACGGAUCCGUUACCGAGCCUCAGUUUUUGGAUCGGUGUCUCAAUCAAUUUCCCAACUUGAGAAUGAUCAAGACCUGGGAUUCAGAGGAGCUCAACACCGUUGUCGAGUCUUUUGAGUUCAACGGCAAUCUAAUCCUCGUUCAGCGUCCCUAUCCUCUCACGACAAAUUCAAGUUGGAAAUGGCAUCAUGCUUCUGAAGCUGGAACGAUCUGCUGGCGUUCGCUAGACUCGAUCAGACUUGCGAGUCGUGACAGCAUCCCGUCGCUCCAGUUUUCGCUCAAGGCCCUCAUAGUCGAAACCCAAGGCGUAUCAAAGGAAAUUGCCCUUACUGAGCCGCUCGGACAGCUCCGCUCCUUGACAAUCCUGACACCUCCUGCCACGCACGACGCAUUCUCCUUGAGAGAACUAGAUGCUCUCCUCGAUGUCUGUCCAGAACUCCGCCUACUGGCAUGCCGUCUCGAAGGAUCGGCGGCGAUGCUCUCCAACGAAGAGACCUUGGAUCGUAUAUUCGCGAAGGGAAAGCAUAUCGAGACGAUCUCUAUCGAUACUCUGGGUGACCUCGCGGUCUACUUGCGUUGCCUCAGUCGCUUCCAGAAAGUCACUCUGACUUGCGCGUUCUAUUUAAGGAAAAUCGACCUGGCGAUGUUGGAAAGCAGGAUCGUUGCGGAUUUACCUUUUAUACCUCAAAUGAGGUGUUUCACUAUCGCGUCGACCUUUGAACAUCUGAGAGCUCUCGUCUUCAACAAACAACCAGCUCUUCCGGUAGCUCGACUGAUCCAACUGCUCCUUCCACCGGACUGCCGAGUCAUUGCGGGGCCGUCGCCCGAGGAAGGGCUCGAGGACUAUACGCAAUCAAUGCUCGAAUGGUGGUGUGAGCUAAGCACCAGUCUGCAAAAGUUUGAAACAGCCAAACGCGAAACUCGCUCGCCGGCCAGAUCAUUCGUGCCGAUGACACCGGAGCAGAUCGCAAAAGUGCUUCAUUCGAACAGCGGGUGACCACCUUCGUCUGGCCCAGGCGUGUGAUCCCGGACCCGCAAAGCAGAUCAUAAGAACACUUCGUGCGAUCGCGCUUUGGCAGACGUGCCUCGUGCUGCCCAAAAGACCGCGCAGCAUGAAUCUGGAUAAAUACAUUUUACACCUUACCCUAGCAUACGGAUAUUCUGCACACGACUCUGCCACUCCCCUACUACCCAGGCUUCACUGGGA
Molecule: messenger RNA, 1438 nt
Organism: Filobasidium floriforme
Lineage: Eukaryota; Fungi; Basidiomycota; Tremellomycetes; Filobasidiales; Filobasidiaceae
Exons: 2
Coding region: 125-1228 (367 amino acids)
Source: RefSeq, a predicted model, not a curated record